Molecule: messenger RNA, 4518 nt
Organism: Patiria miniata (bat star)
Lineage: Eukaryota; Metazoa; Echinodermata; Asteroidea; Valvatida; Asterinidae
Product: zinc finger protein 436-like
Exons: 10
Coding region: 121-1932 (603 amino acids)
Biological process (GO): regulation of transcription by RNA polymerase II
Molecular function (GO): DNA-binding transcription factor activity, RNA polymerase II-specific; RNA polymerase II cis-regulatory region sequence-specific DNA binding
Source: RefSeq, a predicted model, not a curated record
ACCAAGUGAUCGAUGAAUGAUGAAAAUAAUAGCGUGACUUUACGUACGUCUGUGUGUGGGAGAUUUCGCUGGUCGAAAUUGCUACUGAUUUGCUCAGUUUUCCCGAUGAUUGUUUGACCAAUGGAUAACACUAGCACCAUGGAGGAAGUAGCCGAACAAAAGCAGCCAGAGGACAAUAAAGAGAAGCUCUUCUGUAUCUGCAAGACACCCGAUGAUGGAGGGUUUUAUCUUGGUUGCGACAGCUGCCAGGGGUGGUUUCAUCCCACCUGCGUGGGCAUGUCUGAGGAGGAUAUCAAGAAGGAUGAGACAUGGCACUGCAGUCGAUGUAAAGCUGCAAAUACCACAGCCUCAACAGAGAAAGGGGACAAUGAACAUGAGUGGCCCACUGGACCUUUCAUCAUUCCUGUCUCAGAGCAGGCAAAUGAGACUACCAAAGAAACUCAAGAACUGCCAGACCUGCCAGAGCUGGCCGGCGACCUCACCGGCGAUCUGAAUCUCCAGGGCCAAAUGCAAGGGGAGGAUGAGCUGCAGCAGGGAGAGGAGAUGGAGACAGAAGAAGGGCUGGCACCAGAGGGCAAUGAGGAAGGAAUGACCAGAAGGUCCCGAAGGGAACGCUGUGCAUGCCCAAACUGUGUUCUGGACAGAAAAAGGCGAGAUAUCACCAUCGGUCCCAGGGAGCACAUCUGCCAUGUGCCCAACUGCGGUCAGAUCUUUGAUACGACGUCCAAACUCAAGCAGCAUCUACGGACCCACCCAGGCCAGCUGCAGUAUGCCUGCGACUGGCCGCUGUGUGGAAGCAGCUUCAGACGAUCUGAUGAACUCCACAGGCAUUACAGGACCCACACAGAGAGACGUCGCAAACCCAGGGCUGCAGCUGCUGCUGCCCCAGCAGCCACAACUGCUAAGAAAGUGACUGGGGAAUUACCGCACAUCUGUGAUUGGCCACUCUGUGGGCGUGGCUUCAGAAGGGCAGACAAACUCCAGAGACACUACCGGACACACACAGGCGAGAGGAAGUACCAGUGCACGAUAUGCAUGAAGAGAUUUCUGCGGAGCGACCACUUGUCCAAGCAUAUCAAGACACACAACAACAAAAAGGCCAAAGGAAGACGGAAAAGUGGAUCACAAUCCCAGCCAGAUGUCGAGGAGGAUGGUACAUUGGCUGCCACUGGAGAAGCUUCAGGGAAAGUUGAGUGCAACAAGCACUCUGCAGGCAACCAAGGCCAGGCGUUUCAAAAGAAGACAGCCGGGCAGAAGAGACUACAAAGACAACCCUGCAGCUGCCCCAACUGCGUGCUGGAAGGCAAAGAGAGGAAGCCGGGUGACCCCGCGGCGCCCAUCGGACCCAAGAAGCAUCUGUGUCAUGUUGAAGGCUGCGGCAAGGCCUUCGCCAAGACCUCCCACCUCAAGGCUCACAUUAGGGGCCAUACAGGGGAGAAACCUUACAUCUGUAACUGGACUGGAUGUGAACGACGCUUCACACGGUCUGAUGAGCUACAGAGACACUCCAGGACACACACAGGUGAGAAGCGUUUCCAGUGCCCUGAAUGCCCAAUGAGCUUCAUGCGCAGCGACCACCUGUCCAAGCAUGUCCGAACCCACGAUAACAAGAAGAUCCGGGAGCUGAGCCAGCUAGAGCGUGGUGAGAAGCGCUACCCGUGCCCGGACUGCGACAAACGAUUCUGGCGCAAGGACCACCUCAAGAAACACUCCAACGUCCACACUAAGCAAGAGGGUGAGGAAGAGGGUGGGGUACAAGCCAAGAUUGAAAUCAUCAACUCCGCCCCGUCUGCCUCUGCGAAUGACACAGCGCCCUCUAUGGUCACGAUGGACAAUACCGCUCAAGUUAUGCCAACGCCAGUUGUGCCGAUGCCAGUGGGCGUUCCUGAUCCAAACCUCCUUCAGAAUCUUGAUCUUACCCCAAAAACCUAGAGGUUGCUGUUUGUUCCUUUGUGGCGCAAUUAACUCCAGAAAAAUUAUUAAAUUUGUACAGAUUCACUGAAUAUUAGUAUUUUAAAUUUGACAACACAAGUGCGCUUUGAAUUCAGCUUCUUCUUUUUUACCAUGAACCAAUUUUAAAGAUUUGCAAUUUAUAUUGUUUGUCCUCUAGGAGAUUCAAGAUUAGGGCUUCCCUGACAGGCAUUAAAAACAAUCAGUUAUUCAGUAAACUUUAAAUAUACCAAUGUCAAAAAUAGCAUGCCUUGUCAAAGACAGCAUGUAUUUCCAUUUUUGCCGGAGCCUUCACAUUAAAAAAAAAGCUGUUCCAAGCCCUGACAUUUUUGAAUGUUGAAUGUAUGCUAUUACAAAUAUUGGACAUAAAGGAGUAUUUGAAAAUCUCUUCUUUUGCUUUUUAAAGUAAUUUUUUCCUUCAAAUACUGUUAUGUAUUUCUGUUAAUAGCUUUAUUUUGUAAUGUUUUGACAUGCAUCUUUGUUUCAAUUUGUGUGAACUGCUCAUAGUGUAGUCAUAGUGGAAUUUUAGUAAAAACCUUUUGGUAGUUUUUUGCUUUUUAAAUUUUGUAUAUAGAAAAUGAAAAAUACCGACAGCAGAAAAUGUAUAACCACAACAGUUGAUGCAUAAUUAGACUAGAUACCUGCCCUUGACAAUUCAAUGAGACAAACUCAUUUUGAAAAACUUCAUCAAUUUCAUAGACUCGUUUAAUUAUACACUCCCACUAUUACGCAAGUAUUAGCUGGUAGCCGUACUUAUAUUACAGAAUAAUAUGCAUUACUGGGUAAAGCACUACCAGCCAAUUGACCUAUGUAGGUCAUGUCAAUCUCUGUUUUGAUUGGCUAGUGCCACACAGUACAAACAUGUCUGUUAAAAAAAGACACAUUUAGCAGAUAUUAGAAAGGGCGUGUGUCAUUGCAGGUACAAUCACAUCAUUUUGUUGCUGUUGCUGUUACAAUUAAUACAAGUUGUUUCUUGUCUCCAGAAAUAAAAAAAAACAUGGAACACUCCAACUUCACCAACAUGUGUCUCUGGCUAGUCAGUAAUUGACAAAUAUUAGGUUUUGAAACAAUUUUUUUUCCCAUUAACAAUUUUCAUGAUCAUUACUCUCUUGUUUUCACUGAUGUACUUGGGCAUUACAACUAAGUUAUGAAAUGUAUCUUAUUUUUUUUUUACUGCUGAUAGUGUAUCAUGCUCAGUUUUUAAAAUGGUAAAAUGAAUUGGCAUGAUUACAAUGCUGUUUUAUAAGAUUAUUACUUAUGUUUGUAUGAAGUGCUUUUCCAGUGAUGAAAUCUGGGCUCAAAUCGUGUGAUGUCCCCAUGGGGUGGGGAAAGGGCAUGUCUCUCUGGGGUGGGGAAGAAGACACUCCCCUGGGGUGGAGGGACAAAGCUUGCCAACAUCUUUGGCCUUAAAAAGUAGAGAUUCAGGCAAGUUUUCUUUCCAAUAAAGCCAGUUACUGUAGGAUCACUUGUAAUUACCCGGAAAAGUACCUAUGGAUUUAAUGCACAAACCUUGUUCAAAGUGAAGAUAGGACUGGUAUCAAAUAAUUCCACCGGAAAUGGUGUCGUUUGGAAGAAAACUUAACAAUGAAGGUGGUUUUAAAAUAGGGUGCCUGCAAGUCCACUCUUUUUAACGUGCAUUAGCAAUGAAACCCAUUCACAAGACCCAAAACAUUGUGCGUACCCUCCAUUUUCUCAAACUGUAUAGUAUCCUGUUAGCUGAAACCUUAACAGGUUUAAGAUUUUGAGCAAUUUUGUUGCUUUAAACAAAAAAACUGCACUAAGAGCAAAUGUUCCUUCAGACAUGAACGAAGUAACAGAAGGUGCCAACACUGGCAUGUGUUCUAUCCCUACUUUCCCAGUACACAAUAAGUGCAUUUUACAGUCAUCAAAUCAUACGAUUGGCAUCUUAUUCAACAUGAAAGGCUAACCUCAGAAAAUAGGACGCCAUUGCUCAGUUGAUUUGUACAUUAAUUUCCGGGGGCCAAAAUGUUCAUAUCUGGUGUACAUGUAAGUAGUGUUUAUUAUUCUGCAGUGUUCUGUAAAGUUACUUUUAGUUUUUUAUUUUACUUGGCACCGUGCUGAUUUUUACUGCCUUGUUAAUCUGAAUCUCAUUCUGUAUGCACAAUGUUCAUGUUUGAGUUGGCUCUGUAUUGCUUACUGUAAAGUGUAUCGUGUUUUUUUUUUGUAUUCCUACACUCACAAGUUUGCUCAUCGGCCGAUUUAAAACACUGAAUUUUGUUUCACAAAAAAGGCUUUAAUUCUCAGCAUAUAUUUUAGUGUUUAAAUCAACAUUUCAUUGUGUACAAAUAAUAAAUUAAUCCGUUUUUAUUUGUACUGUAUAUACUUAAUACACUGUACAAAGUUGUGGUAUUUGGUCAGUGAAGAUGACACACGUCUGUCACACAGCAGCCAUAUUGGUCUUACACCCUGAAGAUUACUCCAAAGAACAAGUGUCAAACUCAAAAGGUACCCGACUGUUGCUCAUGAUGCCUCAUUUUGACAUUAAAACCUUGCUGGGAGAAUUUGGGUUUUUUUGUUACUUGAAAUAAAAUAUUCUAUACAAAAUGA